AUGCCUACCGCCACGAACAACGGUAGUUUUAAAAAAGUGAGCUUACCGAUCGUAUCAUUUUGCAAUACGAAUAUUAACAGGCUUUUGCAGGUUAUUGUCGUAGGAGCUGGACCGGCUGGGCUUCUCCUGUCACUCUUACUCUCCAAGAAGGGCAUUUCAACCCAAGUUUUAGAUGGAGCUGAGAAGCUUGAUAGUCAGCCACGAGCAACUCAUUACGCUCCACCGGCUGUUGUCGAAUUGGCGCGGGCUGGGGUUUUAGAAGACGUGCGAGCGGAAGGAUUUAUCUCGCGCACCAUAUGCUGGCGAAAGCUAGAUGGCGAAUACCUUGCUGGCCUUGAUGGUGGUGUCCUUGACGGCGCACCGGAUCAACUCACAUGCCUUCCUCUUGAUAAGCUUGGUAGCAUUUUGUACAAGCAUCUAAAGCUACAGCCCAACGCGGAGGUGCUCUGGCAGCACAAAGUAACCUCUCUGGGCCAAUCCGAGGACAAGGCAUGGGUGGAAGUUGAGACUCCAACGGGCACGAAGAGAUUGGAAGCAGAUUACAUCGUUGGCUGCGAUGGUGCGGCGAGUCAGGUUAGGAGAUCUUUAUUCGGAGACCUUAACUUUCCCGGCAAGACGUGGGAUGAGCAGAUAGUUGCCACUAAUACAUACUACGAUUUCGGGAAAUACGGCUACAAAGACGCCAACUUCAUUAUACACCCAGAGCACUGGCACAUGGCUGCGCGCAUCACUGAGGACGGACUCUGGAGAGUGACUUAUGGAGAAAUACCUGGUCUUUCGCGAGAAGAAAUCCUGGCGCGACAGCCAGAGAAAUUCAAGCAGAUCUUACCAGGUCAUCCAGGACCAGACGGGUACAAGCUGGCAAGUAUCAAUCCCUAUAAAGUUCACCAACGCCUGGCCGAGAAGAUGCGGGUUGGGCGCUUCCUUCUUGCUGCAGAUGCCGCUCAUUUAUGUAAUCCAUUCGGUGGCCUUGGCCUGACUGGCGGUAUAGUAGACGUAGGAGGUCUGUACGAUUGCCUCGCUGGAAUGUAUGAUGGUAAGGCAGAUGAUUCAAUCUUGGACAAGUACAGUGAGGUCCGCAGAGAAAAGUAUCAGACCAUGGUCGAUCCAAUUUCGAGCGAGAAUCUGCGACGUCUCUUCGACCAAAAUCCUGAUACUGCUCUCGAAACCGACGAGUUCCUGAAAAUGUGCAAACGCACCGAGACUGAUAUUGAAUUUGCGAAAACGAUGCAGCUUGGUGUUAACAAUCUGAAGUACGACUUUACGAAGGACUAUAAGGUUGUCGCAACGGUUCCUUGA
Molecule: messenger RNA, 1299 nt
Organism: Lachnellula hyalina
Lineage: Eukaryota; Fungi; Ascomycota; Leotiomycetes; Helotiales; Lachnaceae
Gene: terC
Product: FAD-dependent monooxygenase
Exons: 3
Coding region: 1-1299 (432 amino acids)
Molecular function (GO): FAD binding
Source: RefSeq, a predicted model, not a curated record